AUGACUGCCAAUGCUGAGACUGUCGGAUCGCCAAUUUCCCUUGAGGAGUCCUUGCCAGCAGGGGUGGGAGGAGCAAUGGACGGUGUCAAGCCGCCCAUGAGCAAGGUCGAAGAAUUCAAGCAAGCUUUGGAGCCGUACCAGCAGAAAUACGGCCACUACUUGACGAAGCUCCGCCCGCCGCAGGAGUUCUUCCGAUUUUCGAAGCCGAACGGCGACAUUAAGAGUCGGCUUGAAGCCAACCUCAGCUACUUCCAGAUCAACUACGCCGCGGUUUUCCUGGGAGCCAUGCUGUUUGCUAUUGUCACAACCCCGUCUUGCCUGAUCGUCAUCUCCGUGCUGGCGCUCGUGUGGGUUGCAUUCCUGAAGAAGAACGAUGACCCACAGUGGAAGGUCAACCUCGGGGGCAUCGAGCUCGGGAAGACGCAGCGCUGGAUGGCCCUCAGCGCCGUCAGCGCGCUGGUGUUUCUGAGCUUCGUCGGCAAGGUGCUCUUCUCGGCCGCCUUCUUCGGCGGCUGCCUCGUGGUGGCGCACGGGGUCAUGCACCCCGUCCCCGACGAGCUCGUCAGCAACGAGCAGGCGCAGCCCGUGGGCCCCUGA
This is a messenger RNA of Prorocentrum cordatum, 597 nucleotides long. Lineage: Eukaryota; Dinophyceae; Prorocentrales; Prorocentraceae. The record is from the annotation of a GenBank genome assembly.